Messenger RNA from Ramularia collo-cygni, 1644 nucleotides. RefSeq lists its product as uncharacterized. The record is from RefSeq and is a predicted model, not a curated record. Bases 1 to 1644 code for a protein of 547 amino acids. Lineage: Eukaryota; Fungi; Ascomycota; Dothideomycetes; Mycosphaerellales; Mycosphaerellaceae. The transcript has a single exon.
AUGUCCUCCUCCUCCGGCAAAUCGAGCGAUUCCAUCGYCAGCAACAUCUCCAAAGGCGGACCCAUCGACCCGAUAACACGCACCGCCCUGCGAUAUACCCUGUCUCCCCGCGAAUAUGAACUCCUGCACGCUUAUUUGAUCUCCCGAGCGCCCCAACGCGUGCAGAAACAGACGCCCAGUCCGCCGAGAUAUGAAAAGAUAACGGCGAGCAAGACGGAGAGUGGAGACUACAAUUCCUCGGCCAUUAGAGCUGCGUUGAGGGUAUACAUCGGCCUUUACACUGCAUUGAAGGGAUUCGAGGUCGUCACAGAUGCCAUUGCAAGGAGAAAAGGCGGUGUUGUUGUCAAGGCUGCCGGCCCCAAACAUCGCAACGCUCGCAUCGCCCUCUCAUUCUCCUCCAUCCUCCUCUUCCACCGUCUCCUCCACCGCUUCUUCCUCCGACUACGCACCUCGCUCCUCGAAGACAAUGCAGCGCCGUUCAGGAACCGUAACCCGCUCGUCACGCGUGCUCUCACAUCCCACUUCACGCCUGCCGUAGGAGCCUCUCUAGCUGGGUUUCUCCUCGGGCUCAGUCCUUCGGAACAACUCCGCACGACUAUUGCCAUUUACACCCUUUCCCGCAGUCUCGAAUACGGGUACAAUGCUCUGUCGGAAAGUGGCAAACUGUGGGGUCCCAACGCCGAAAGGCGCCCCUGGUGGUUCGGCAGCUGGAUGAUUAUGCCGGUAGCAUGCGGCCAGCUCCUCCAUGCGUUCGUUUUCGACAGGGAUUGUUUCCCGGAAAGCUUUGGACAGUUCAUUUUGAAACGCAGUCCAGAGUACGUGCAAGUUCGCCCCGCGGGAUAUCCUUCGACGAAGCCAUACCCUACCAACUUCGACAUCGUGGAUGGAUUGGCAGAAUUGUCCAAAUUGAAAUGGCCAAAGUUCGUCUCUCCGAUCCUCUUCCCACACCACAAGAAGACACUACCAGGAUCCCAGACGGUCCAAAGAUUAUCUCCCAUCACAUCUUUCGCCCACCCCGGGACGAAACAUACAUCCUGCGCAGUCCUACACCCAAAAGACCCAAGUUGCGCUAGGACAUAUCUCAAAUACUGGAUCGCCGCUUUCCCGCCCAUCGCGAAGUUCUUCACGAUGCUCUACGGGGCUUUCGCUCUGCUUGGAUACAAAACUUUGAUCAAGACCCCGAUGCCAUUCCUCAACGCCGUCAGCAGACGUAUUCUAGCAAUGUCCGUCUUCAUCACCGGAGCAAUCGGUACCUCUUGGGGUUCUGUUUGCUUGUUCAACUCCUUCCUUCCAAAAGGCACUCUGCCGACACAGAGAUGGUUCCUUGGAGGUUUCUUGGGCGGCAUGUGGGCAUUUGUGGCCCGUGGCAAGGAGAGGGACAAUUUCAUGUACUCUUUGAGAUUGAGCAUUGAUUCUUGCUGGAAGGUUGGGAAGAAGAGGGGUUGGUGGAAGGGAGUGAAGAACGGGGAUGUGCUUGUCUUCGUGGCCAGUCUGGCUUUGAUUGAUGUGGUAUACUCCGCAAGGCCUGGCUCGGUGAAAGGUGGACUUAUCAGAAAGAGUGUGAGCAGUCUCCGGGGAGAGGGGUGGGUCGAUAAGGCGGCUGUUCCGAAGGAUGCGGAAGAGAAGGGCGAGAAGCAGGAGUGA